This is a messenger RNA of Xenopus tropicalis (tropical clawed frog), 5076 nucleotides long. It is a transcript of the gene rdx, whose product is annotated as radixin. Bases 328 to 2100 code for a protein of 590 amino acids. Gene Ontology annotation, cellular component: cell periphery; plasma membrane. Gene Ontology annotation, molecular function: actin binding; cytoskeletal protein binding. The record is from RefSeq and is a predicted model, not a curated record. The transcript is spliced from 14 exons. Lineage: Eukaryota; Metazoa; Chordata; Amphibia; Anura; Pipidae.
CCCUUGCCCAAAGCCGCCCCCCUCCUCCCGUGUGUGAGUGCGGCCAGCCAGUCCCUAGCCCCACAGGCUCCCGGGCAGCCAUGUUGUGUAGCUGCCAGCCCUGACUCCAGCCCCAUCCCUCUGCCCCCUCCCUCCGCUCUAUCCUCCCUCCUCUCCUUCCUCCCUAGGGAGACUGCGCGGCCCCAGCCCAGACACAGCCGACAUCCUCAAGAGCUGCCCGAGUAACGGAGCUAGCGGGAGGGAGGAGGCGCCUCAGCCCUCGGAGCCCAGGCCUUUCUACAGGCAAGGACCAUCCAUUUGUGUGAGAGAAGAAAGGCAGCCGCGAAAAUGCCGAAACCGAUCAAUGUACGGGUGACCACCAUGGACGCUGAGCUGGAAUUUGCUAUCCAGCCAAAUACAACAGGCAAACAACUGUUUGACCAGGUGGUAAAAACAGUCGGUCUGCGUGAAGUGUGGUUCUUUGGGCUUCAGUAUGUGGAUAGCAAGGGUUACUCUACAUGGCUAAAGCUCAACAAAAAGGUAACACAGCAAGAUGUUCGAAAAGAAAACCCUCUCCAGUUUAAAUUCAGAGCAAAGUUUUUUCCAGAGGACGUGUCGGAAGAGUUAAUCCAAGAGAUCACCCAGAGACUUUUCUUUCUGCAAGUUAAAGAAGCCAUAUUAAAUGAUGAGAUUUACUGCCCUCCUGAGACGGCUGUCUUGCUGGCUUCCUAUGCUGUUCAAGCCAAAUAUGGAGACUACAGCAAAGAGGCCCAUAAACCUGGGUACCUGGCCAAUGACCGACUACUUCCACAGCGCGUUCUGGAACAGCAUAAACUGACAAAAGAACAAUGGGAAGAAAGGAUACAGACUUGGCAUGAGGAACACAGAAGCAUGUUAAGGGAAGACUCUAUGAUGGAAUAUUUAAAGAUUGCGCAGGAUCUGGAGAUGUACGGUGUAAAUUACUUUGAAAUAAAAAACAAAAAGGGAACAGAGCUCUGGCUGGGUGUCGAUGCAUUAGGUCUGAAUAUUUAUGAGCACGAUGACAAGUUGACACCUAAAAUUGGAUUUCCAUGGAGUGAAAUCAGAAACAUUUCAUUCAAUGACAAAAAAUUUGUUAUAAAGCCGAUCGACAAAAAGGCUCCGGACUUUGUCUUUUAUGCACCCCGUCUAAGAAUCAAUAAACGCAUCCUGGCUCUGUGCAUGGGAAACCACGAGCUUUAUAUGAGGAGAAGGAAACCGGACACAAUUGAAGUCCAGCAGAUGAAAGCUCAGGCUAGAGAAGAAAAGCAUCAGAAACAGCUGGAGAGGGCACAGCUAGAAAAUGAAAAGAAGAAAAGAGAAAUAGCAGAGAAGGAGAAAGAGAGAAUAGAACGUGAAAAGGACGAACUUAUCGAACGCCUCCGGCAAAUCGAAGAGCAAACACUAAAAGCCCAGAAAGAGUUAGAAGAACAAACCCGUAAAGCCUUGGAAUUGGAUCAAGAGAGAAAAAGAGCAAAAGAGGAAGCCGAGCGCCUGGAGAAGGAACGGCAAGCUGCGGAGGAAGCCAAGUCUGCCCUGGCAAAGCAAGCUGCCGACCAGAUGAAAAAUCAAGAGCAGCUGGCCGCUGAACUUGCAGAGUUUACAGCCAAAAUUGCCUUACUUGAAGAAGCAAAGAAGAAAAAGGAAGAGGAGGCAUCUGAGUGGCAACACAAAGCAUAUACUGCUCAGGAAGAUUUGGAAAAGACCAAAGAAGAGCUAAAGACUGUAAUGUCAGCUCCUCCUCCUCCCCCACCACCGCAGCUUCUUCCCCCUCCACCUGUCGCCCCCACAGAGAAUGAACAUGACCAUGACGAGCAGGAUGAGAAUAGUGCCGAGGCCAGUGCGGAACUAUCCUCCGAAGGGGUCAUGAACCACAGGAGCGAGGAAGAGCGACUGACAGAAACACAGAAAAAUGAGAGAGUAAAGAAGCAGCUGCAGGCACUGAGUUCAGAGCUGGCUCAAGCAAGAGACGAAACCAAGAAAACACAGAACGAUGUCCUCCAUGCUGAGAACGUGAAGGCUGGGCGAGACAAGUACAAAACGCUGCGCCAGAUAAGACAGGGCAACACAAAACAGCGUAUCGAUGAGUUUGAGGCAAUGUGAGACUCUUGCUGUGCGACACAUUCUACAGUAUGCCGAACCAUCGACCGAAAAAGUAGGCCUUUGCGGAAUUGACGGCACGUGCCCAUCUUGCCAAAGCACUUGUACCAGUCUGACUGUGGAGGUUAGAUCUUAACCGAGACCAUAAAAGAAGAAUUAACGUUGCUUUAGUCCCGGAUUUAGAAUGGGAUUGUUAUUCUUGUAUUUCUGUUGGUGAUGUCUAUUGUUGUCUGGAAGGUAGACAUCAGCUACAAAAAAAGACUUCUAAUUUCAAGCCCACAAUAUGACAUGGCUUGUCUUUAGAUUGUCUGAUUAGUGCAAGGUUUAUAGGGAUUGCAUAUUUAUUUUUUUCCUGUCACAUUUGCAAGUAGGGAUUAUAAUUUUUCUCUGCUCCCUUCUCCAUAUAGAACCAUCCCGGACCGUGCUAUACUGAAGAUGUGUUCCACGCUGUAGCAAUAAACACUCUUUCAGGUUCAUUGUAAAUUUGUAUCAGUCCCAAAGCAGUGAGCAGCAUAUUUACUACCUCGCUUAUACACGACAACUGGCCCUUCACCUUGUAAUAAUAGGUUUUACACACUAUGGCAAGGGCAUCCAACCUUCAUUAAACUACAAUUCCCAGCAUCCACCGGACAGCCGAAGGUUGGACUUAUCUCCUGUCUGGUGUUAUAGGGAAUAUUUUGUAUUUUUUAGUUUUGUUUAAUGUUAUUUUAGUGCUUAUCACUGUUUAUCAGCCUAUAUAUUAGUUUGUAAGUAGCCACAGGUAUAUUAUUUUAUAGACAAAAGAUAAAAAAAUAUAAAUUGCAAUGUAUAAGGGACUCCCAGCACUAUAUACAUUUAUUACAUGUUGCAGUUAUAUUUACCCGUUCCUCUUUAUACCAUUGCUGUUACAAUCCUGAAAGCUUUUUUUUUUUUUUUUUUUUUUUUUGUUACCUCGUUAUAGUGUUAAUUAUAAUAGUUAAUUAUACUUUUUUUUUCAGUUAUGAAGUAUAAUCUUAUUAAUGGGAUUUAUAUCUGUACUAGGAACAAUGUAUGGAAAUGUGUGUCAUUUAGAAUGCUUUCUUUUUUUUGUGAAUCCCAUUUAAAAGGCAAUAUAUGUUAUUUAAUUUCCUGUAGAUACAGACCUUUAUUAGGCUGCUUCCAGCUUCAGAAUUAAGGAAAGAGUCUUCUAGGUAUGCCCAGCUGCAGCACACCAUAAGUCCCGUUAGGGUUCAGCGGGUCAUGUGAUUGCUUAGUGUGCUCUGUUGACCUUAUUGGCAAUUAGCAAAUAUAUAUAUGUUUGGUUUUUUUUUAAUCAUAAUAUCAGAAGUUUUUACACGGCUAAUAUUGUUUGUGUAACCCGAGUAACCCUUUCUGUUUGGCUUGGGCAGAACAGCUGCAGCAGGAAGCAUCUUUUGUCAUUUUUUCUGCUCUGCUCUAUCACUCAGUAUUACAGGAGCUAUAGGACUGAGCAGAGAAGCGUCAGUAGACGCCUAGGCCAAACAGCUCGGGACACAUCAAUGUAAACAAUGUAAAAAAAAAAGAAAAACCUGCUAUUAUGAAAUGCAAACAAAAAAUUGCAAAGUAGCACUCUGAGCAUUGUUACUAUGUUAUACAUAAGGCAUGUAUCCCCUUUAAGAGAUAUUUUAGCUUUUAGAAAGUGACUCCCAUAAGCUAUUUCAGCAUUUUGCCUUGGAAGAAUCAUUGUCGCUCAGGAACUUCCUGGCAAGCAGACUAUUGAAUGUGAAACUGUCUUAAGUGAAAGAAACACCCCGUUCUGCUGUUAUUGAGGUGCAAACUUGGGGUGAUAGCUUUAGCUUUCUGUUGUUCUAGACAAAUUCCGCUUUAUCCAGCUAGGACAAAGCACGGAUUAUGAAACAGGGGGAUAAAAAUCAGACCCUUUUUCCCAUUUAUUUUGUUUAUCCUGCCACACGUGAUCUCCAUUUAGGCUAAAAUAUGUUUUAGUAGCAACACGCACAUUUAAUCCUUAAUCCUUUGCUGUAGAUUUUGCCUCUCACAAACUGUCAUCUGCAUUCUAAGCAACUUUCCAUCAGACAUUCAUUGUAGAUUUUCAGUGGCUUUAAUGUUAUUUGUAAAUGUAAUUGCUAUUGGUAGCACUUUAUAUUUUCUGUACUACUGGUUUCCGACUCCAGAAAUAAAGUAUCAUAAGCCAGCUGACCUAAAAGAGAACUGACAAUAUUUAUGACUGGUACAAGAGUCAGAACCAGGAUAGAAUGUAGAGAAUAGACAUGUACUGAUUUCAAUUACAAAUAAUGUUAAAAACCAUAGGAAAUGUCACCAAUGUAUAUUGGAAAGCUUCUUAAAAUAGCAUUUUCUUUCAUUAUGCAGAAACAGUUUGUGAGUGGAGAUUCCCUUAAUGUGCGCUACGUUCCAAUCCAUGUUGAUGCUGUGACAUUGGCAUCCUGUACCGCUCUGGGAUUGGGUAACUGCUGUACUACUCAUUUCUAGUGGCGAUUGACAGACAGCAAACCAGCCACUCAUAGGCUUUUCCUCUACAUCCCAGAGGGCAGUUCUCUGCCAGAUACUGGGAAUUACAGAAUUACUCUUAAUAUGAUUGAAAGUCGAGGUACAAACAAGGGGAAUGCUCAUUCUCCCACGUAGUUGCCUUGGACAUUGCAUAAAAGGGAAGCUUGUAAGGGAUCAUGCCGCUGAUCUGUUAACCCAUAAGCUGCCAGAAUAGAUCUAAAGUGUCCUUUGAUUGUAUCUGUGCAGUAGGACACUGCCCGGCAUGGGUAGAAUUGAACUAGUAUUUUUGUAACAUGACGACAAGUCUUUUCUCCCAGCAGUCCAUUAGAGAAAGGGUAGAUAGUUACCAUUGCAGAGAGUCAUGAUCCCAGCUGAGCGGGGAAAGCAAGGCUGAAGGCAUAUUCCAUUAGGAUCUCUUAUGUCUAACCUUAUCCCAUGGCAUUUUUGUUUUACAUUAAAAGCUAUGAAUACAACUAUUUUGGACUAUGUUUAACAAUAAAGAUAAAUUGGACAUUU